CCCAUCAGUGGCACCUAUCAGUGCCAGUCAGUGCUGCCUAUAUUAGUACUCAUCAGUGCCGAGUAUCAGUGCUCCUCAUUGCUGCCUAUCAGUGCUAUGCUUAUCAUUGCUGCCUAUAUCACAUAUCAGUGCCCAUCAGUGAUGCCUAUUAAUACCAAUCAGCGCCGCCUAUCAAUGCCUCCUCAUCAGUGCAGUCUAUCAGUGCCAAUCAGUGCCACCUAUCAGUGCCGCCUAUCAGAGCCAGUCAGUGCCUAUCAGUGCCAAAUAUCAGUG
Molecule: messenger RNA, 273 nt
Organism: Staurois parvus
Lineage: Eukaryota; Metazoa; Chordata; Amphibia; Anura; Ranidae
Source: the annotation of a GenBank genome assembly